Messenger RNA from Anopheles maculipalpis, 1041 nucleotides. RefSeq lists its product as uncharacterized. The record is from RefSeq and is a predicted model, not a curated record. The coding region runs from base 1 to 1041 and encodes 346 amino acids. Lineage: Eukaryota; Metazoa; Arthropoda; Insecta; Diptera; Culicidae. The transcript has 2 exons.
AUGAAUACUUACCGAACAAACGUGAACAAAAAGUGCUGUUCCUACUACGAGUGUGGCAGCAACUCCAUCGCCAAUCCGAUGGUAACUUUUUUCGCUUUCCCCAAACAGCCGGAUCGAUGUGAGACAUGGAUGAAGGCGGCAGGCGUACCCGCACACUUGGUGGACAGUCGAAAUCAUCGUUUUUUAUGCGAACGGCAUUUUCCCAGCAUUUACAUUUGUCGCAGUCAAAGACGAACGUUGCUGCUGGCAAACGCUGUUCCCUAUCCGUACAAUGAACCGAGCGAGGAAUCGGAACGAGAACAAGAGUUGAAAAUAAUGGAGGAGGAACUCGUGGACGAUACGAUCGAUGAUUCAACGGAUAUUAUACAUGAAGAUUUUCAUCACGGUAAAGACUCGAUGGGCGUACCGCAACAUACCGAAACUGCGAUAAGCGAUGAAAAUCAGUCGGAAGUAGUUAUUGGAACCAUCAACGAUCAACUUCCAUUGAAUAUUGAACAACCCUCCGCAUCGUAUAUCGAUUAUAGCCGUAAACGGAAAGUCGUUGCUGCCAAACUUGCCGAAAUGAAAGCAAAACUGUCCACUAUUCAAAACAACACUGUUGCUUCUCCAGUUACUCUUAAGAAGAACCAAUAUAUCAAGAUGGAACAACUGGACGGUAGCAACGUCCAUCUGGUGCAAGCUUCAAAAAAGCUGCGAUUAACGCCAAGCGGUCCGGUCAGGGAAAGCAGUGCGGAAAAGCCAGCGAAAGAGGUGUUCAGAACAACGCUUAAAUCUCCAGUUUCAUCGUCCACAAAUGCAAUCGCAAUCAUUGAACAGAAUGAUGACACCUCGACAUCGCAGAACAGUGAUGAUACGGUGCUGGAAAAGGACGAUAAUAUUAGCGAAUUUAUCUUUAAGGGCAAGGAGUACGUGCAGAUGCCUAAAGCGUACUAUAUGAAAAACAUUAACAGACUAAAACGGAGUCUCGCGUUUUACGAGAAUAUUGUUCGAAAUAUGCGAGAAGUACUCGGCCAGGCGUAUCCAACCAGUUCGUUGGAUUGA